AAACCUAAUUCUUUAAUCUAAAUUUUUUUAGUAGCCCUUUACAAAGAAUUUAAAUUAAAAAAAAAAGUUACAAUCUUUGCAGUUUCAUGGCUAAAACAGUGACUGUAAAUGAAGCUUUUUGUAGCACCUUUUAUUAACUAUUUUCCUUUCUUUCAGUUUUUGGUCAUAAAAAGUUCAGCUCUAGAAGCUAUCCCAAGUUCUGUUUCAGGAUCUUCUUGGGGCUCAACAUAACUGGCAUCAACUUUCAACAGCAUCAUUUUCUUGGCAAUGACCAAUGUAUGUAUUAGUAGAUAUCACAGUUUUCACCAUAAAGCAGCAAGGCAAUGGUCCUCGGGGAGAAGCUACGGCGGUGGAUGUUUUAGAACGUUAUCCACUUGUGCUGCCGAGUUUAUCUCCCCAGCCGCCCCUCUCAGUUUCCGCCCACCCUCGUCAUUAGUGUUGGCAGCCUGCAUUAGGCAGUCUGAUGCACCCCAGCGCUCAGAGGAAUGGUUUGCAUUGAGGAGGGACAAGUUGACGACGAGCACUUUUAGUACGGCCUUAGGGUUUUGGAAAGGAAACCGUCGCUUUGAACUCUGGCAUGAGAAAGUUUUUACAUCGGAGAUGCAGAUCAUUGAAGCCUCUAGAAGAGCCAUGGAAUGGGGCGUACUCAAUGAAACAGCGGCUGUCGACAGUUAUAAAAGUAUAACCGGACGUGAAGUCAGUCAUAUGGGAUUCGUGGUUCAUUCAGCAGAGCAAUUUUCGUGGGUUGGUGCUUCACCGGAUGGUCUUCUCGGUUGCUUUCCUGGCGGUGGCAUCCUCGAAGUUAAGUGUCCCUAUAACAAGGGGAAGCCCGAAUUAGGUCUCCCCUGGUCAGCUAUGCCUUUUUAUUACAUUCCACAGGUUCAGGGGCAACUAGAGAUAAUGAAUAGAGAAUGGGCAGAUGUGUUUUGCUGGACGCCAAAUGGAAGCACGACAUUUCGUGUAUGUAGAGACCGUAACUAUUGGGAGCUAAUACAUGGUAUUCUGCGAGAAUUUUGGUGGGAAAGUGUGCUUCCGGCCAGGGAAGCUUUAUUGCUCGGGAAGGAAGAGGAGGCAAAUGCAUAUCGGCCGACGUCCACACACAGACAGACCGGACUAGUCAUCUCUAAGAGCUUGACAUUAGCUAAGGAAUCGAAGCUGGUGUGUCGAGAUAUUGCAGGUCACGUUGAAUUUUAUAGGUGAUUACGGUGCUUGAUCUUCCGAGGAGCUGCAGAAUCAAGUGUCUAGAAUCUAUUUCUGGAAAUAGAAGAUCUGAAAAUAGUUACAGGAGGGGCAGGCAGCCAUAGAAGAGUUCAGACAGCAUUGUGUAGAAGCAACUGAUGGUAACUCAGGAAUAUCAUUUAGGUUUUGUAAUCCAUUGGAAUGAAUAUUAAGCUCAUUUAUUUUUGCAUGUUGUUAAAAUUUAUAAAUCAUUAAUAGCCAUUGGAUCGAAUUUUGCAUAA
Messenger RNA from Mercurialis annua (annual mercury), 1460 nucleotides. RefSeq lists its product as uncharacterized. The transcript has 2 exons. The record is from RefSeq and is a predicted model, not a curated record. The coding region runs from base 268 to 1200 and encodes 310 amino acids. Lineage: Eukaryota; Viridiplantae; Streptophyta; Magnoliopsida; Malpighiales; Euphorbiaceae.